UCGAUUAUUUAUAACAUAACGCAACACUAAGAGAUACAAACUAAAACACCACAACACAACAUUGACUUUAUCGUAUUUCAUUGUGCAAGGUUUAAAGGAUUAUUGUGACAAUGAAAGCUUACAUUAGGAAUAUGUCUGUGGAAUCCGGAUCUGAAAGUGAAAUGUCUUGCGAAGAGGCAAUAACCGACAUAGAGGAGGUCAUUUUACAGGCGGUGAGAGAGGCGAAAUGCAUGCAGGGGGUCUUCAAGUGCGCCAGCGUUCUUGAGCAUUCCCCGGAGUUGGUUGCCUUGUGCAUCCUGCCAGAGGAGCAAAGCAAGGACAUCUCGGCGCACAUUCAGCAGAAGUUGAUUGAAGCCUAUUGCUGGGAAAACGACAUCAGAGUUGUCAACAUCCAGGAGAAGGUCAUUCAUAGAAUCUCGAAGGUCAACAGAACGAAAACGCUUUCCGCCACUGAUCUGACCUGCGUCUUGUUGACCACUGUUCCAUGCGACACAAGCCUCACCGAUAUUGAUGAUAGUGAAUUCAACAACAUUGGUUGACAAUGACCUGUCGAUAGGCGCACAUUUAAUGGGAAGCCCAACCCAUUUAAUCACCAUCACGAACAACAGCUGUUGCGAGUCAACACUCACUGACAACCGAUGACAUCAAACAUGUGCGAUCCGGAUUAGACGAGGAUCUGAUGUUCUUCGAUUAUAAGCUAGAGCGUGAACUAAAUAACAACAAACGACGCAUUUUGAUGCGAAAGACAGCAUCGCGGACGAUGGAUAGUUUACUGAACUGUUUCAUCGUUAGUUCGUUUGUAGCAACGCAGCGGCACAGUGGUAGCCUGAACUAUGUUUUGGACGUAAAUAUCAUUUGAUCGUGAAGAAAACGCAACAUCGGUAUAGUUAAAACGUCACAAUGACAUAUAAAAUGCGAAUACGCAUUUACAUGAACUUCUGGAGUUAUGGACAAAGUGGGGUGGUUAGUACGAAUGUGCAGCAAUUGCAUGGAGACAGUUAUCACUCAUGACUUGUGGCUGAUUUGAACUUACAGGACAGUAGCGCGGACUAUUAUCACGAGUGCUUUAGAUAUCUCAUAACAAAUACAACGUGGAUAACUAAUUGUCAUUCGGUCACUUUCUAUACCUGACACCGUGUGCGAUAAAGAUUGAGCUCAUGAUUCAUCGUGUCGGUAUUACCAGAGCAGUAUUAAACCAUAUGACUGUCAUACUGUGUGCAUAUGUGAUGUCGCAUCGUGCCUCUUGCAUGGUUAUUCUUUCGAUUGAAACCACGUGAUUAUGAGUUAUUUGCAAUAACAUAUAACAGCUUAUUCUAUGAUGGUACCAAUUAAUCAUUUUACAGUACAGUUAAAUAACUGCACAAUCUAAUUGUGUUUUUAUUUGUAACAAUGCGCUUUUAAAAAUAUGUUGUACUUGUACAUACCUACUGAUGUUGAAUUUGGUGUAAACAUGUUGAUGUUGUAUCUAUGUGUCUAGUUCUUUGAUUAAAUCGACUGAAGUUAA
This is a messenger RNA of Dreissena polymorpha, 1504 nucleotides long. Its product is annotated as growth arrest and DNA damage-inducible protein GADD45 beta-like. Gene Ontology annotation, biological process: regulation of cell cycle. NCBI's taxonomy places the organism in Eukaryota, Metazoa, Mollusca, Bivalvia, Myida, Dreissenidae. The record is from RefSeq and is a predicted model, not a curated record. Gene Ontology annotation, cellular component: nucleus; cytoplasm. The transcript is spliced from 4 exons. The coding region runs from base 111 to 539 and encodes 142 amino acids.